AUGCGGAGGAAGGGUGGGUUUGAAGAACAAGUUAUAGGGUGGGCGAGCGGCAAGGAUAGUAGUAGUGGAUGUGCUCGGGAGCCAUACCCCCAAGCGUCGUCGGGGCGGGUGGGCGAACGAAAGGAAGGCAUGGGGAACGCAGUUGCGGAUGAGUGUGGGGGGGGGGGGUCUUGGGGGAGUGAGCGGCUCUCCCUGUGGCGUCGUUGGUCCGAGUAAGCACCGGGGAGAAUUGACUCAAAUCUCACGGCGAAGCGACUAGGCUUUCCCCCGGUGUUUUUUUUUUUUUUUUGCGUGUUUGUGUGUGCUCGCUCGUUGGUUGAAAACAGGUAUGAUGGUAGUAGUGCUAGGUGGUUGGUCUCUUCUGACUAGCGCGUAACUGUAGGUACGUUUAUCCUGUACUUUUAGCAGGGGGGGAGUGUCGGCAGCGGCGGCAUCUCUCUCCCCCCGUGUUUGUUCGGCACUGUAGCGGUCAAGUGUAGGCAGGUACGUAGGUAGGUGUAGGUUUGGGUGCUG
This is a messenger RNA of Ectocarpus siliculosus, 513 nucleotides long. Lineage: Eukaryota; Phaeophyceae; Ectocarpales; Ectocarpaceae. The record is from the annotation of a GenBank genome assembly.